AUUUUCAUGCUCUUGCGUUCUCUGUCUUGAGCGAAACCCUUUUUCAUUCUCUGCGAUUACAUCUAUAGGAAAAACCAAAAGCCAUUGAAGGUUUUAUUCUGCAACAAACCCUAACUAUCCAAACGGUCACUCAGUAUUUCAUGCUGCGAGUCACUGAGUUGAAUCGGAUAGAAAUCUGAGUUUCUCGGUGAUCGGUUGACGCGGUUAUGGGUGCGGCUGGCUCCAAGCUUGAGAAGGCUCUUGGCGACCAAUUCCCCGAAGGAGAACGUUACUUUGGCCUUGAGAAUUUCGGCAACACUUGUUACUGCAACAGCGUUUUGCAGGCAUUAUACUUUUGUGUUCCAUUUCGUGAACAAUUACUAGAGUAUUACGGAAAUAAUAAAAGCAUAGGGGAUGCGGAAGAAAAUCUUUUAACUUGCUUAGCUGACUUAUUUUCACAGAUAAGUUCCCAGAAGAAGAAAACUGGCGUCAUUGCUCCCAAACGAUUUGUACAUAGGUUGAAAAAACAGAAUGAACUCUUCCGUAGCUAUAUGCACCAGGAUGCCCACGAGUUCUUGAACUUUUUACUGAAUGAACUAGUUGACAUUCUGGAGAAAGAAGCUCAGGCUGCCAAAACUGAUCAGGAGACCUCACCGCCUUCUGAAAAGGCUGUUAAUGGGCCUAAGAAUGGUCAAGCUAAUGGUGUUCACAAAGAGCCUCUAGUUACUUGGGUACACAAAAAUUUUCAGGGAAUACUCACCAAUGAGACAAGGUGCUUGCAAUGUGAAACGGUGACAGCUAGAGAUGAAACAUUUUUUGACUUGAGCCUUGAUAUUGAGCAAAACAGUUCAAUUACAAGUUGUUUGAAAAAUUUCAGUUCUACUGAGACGUUGAAUGCUGAAGACAAAUUUUUUUGUGACAAAUGCUGCAGUUUGCAAGAAGCUCAGAAGAGGAUGAAGAUAAAGAAACCACCACACAUCUUGGUCAUCCAUCUUAAGCGGUUUAAGUACAUGGAACAGCUGGGCCGCUACAAGAAACUGUCUUACCGGGUUGUUUUUCCACUUGAGCUGAAGUUGAGUAACACUGUUGAAGAUGCAGAUAUUGAGUAUUCUCUAUUUGCAGUAGUUGUCCAUGUUGGGAGUGGGCCCAACCACGGGCAUUAUAUCAGCCUUGUGAAAAGCCAUAACCACUGGUUAUUUUUUGAUGAUGAAAACGUAGAGAUGAUUGAUGAAUCUGCUGUGCAGACAUUCUUUGGAUCAGCACAGGAAUAUUCAAGUAAUACAGACCAUGGGUACAUUUUGUUCUAUGAGAGCCUUGGACCCGGUAACAGGAAUUAGACAGAGUAGUUCUACGACUUUUAGGUACUUAAAUCAUUUGGACUUUGGCUUUUUCAUCAGCUUUCCAUAUUUAUUUUCCUUUCUACCGUUUUCUCUAUAUCAACCUGUUUGUGGAUCCUUCAGAGGAUACGGGUUGUGCAAAUGUAUACUUAGGUGGUUGGCAUGUACAGUGGAUGGUGUAGCACUGUCCUUUUCUUUUUUCCUUUUUUUUUUUUUCACAAUAAGAGCAGUAUAUAUAUAUCGGGUGAAAAUUUCACCAACAAUGUGUAUUCAUGGUUGCAAAUGUUCAACCAACAUUAGAAACACAAUGAAAUGGGAAUUGCUCG
This is a messenger RNA of Abrus precatorius (Indian licorice), 1642 nucleotides long. RefSeq names its product ubiquitin carboxyl-terminal hydrolase 3. Lineage: Eukaryota; Viridiplantae; Streptophyta; Magnoliopsida; Fabales; Fabaceae. The transcript is spliced from 6 exons. Gene Ontology annotation, molecular function: cysteine-type endopeptidase activity; cysteine-type deubiquitinase activity. Gene Ontology annotation, cellular component: cytosol; nucleus. Gene Ontology annotation, biological process: protein deubiquitination. Bases 207 to 1316 code for a protein of 369 amino acids. The record is from RefSeq and is a predicted model, not a curated record.